AUGGAUGCAGCGGCUGUAACUGAAUGGUGCAUAGAAGAGGAUGUUCCAGUAGACAAAGGCCUAGUGGCAGAAGUACGGGGAGAAACUUGGAGUGAAGGGGAAGUACUCUCGAUCCUGAAAGCUUUGUCCUCAAAUCAGAAAGUCUGGGCGGCCAGUUCAAGGGUGGACAAUGAAAACCCCCUCACCUAUGUCCUAUGUGAAUGGAAAUAUGGGGUUCCAGACUGUCUUAAAGGGCCUAGUGUAGAGACCUUGGAUGGCACAAAACUUUUCCUGUUAUUGCCUGAACAAGAAUCAGCCACUCCCUCUUCCUCGAGCGCAACCCCUUCUACUUCCUCCAGCACGCCAGCACCUGUUGGGGCUUCAGGACAAACAGUGAAGGGGCCUAUCAAAGCACCACUUAAGAACUUCAACCCCGAGUUAUGUGCUGUCCUAGAGGAGAUUGUAGCUCAGUGCAAGAAGGACUCUCCAGAUUAUUUGACCACUGGGUAUAGGAAGUUAAGAAUUUUCUCUGGAAGACACCCUGUGCCCUCUUCGGAAGACGGUUUUGAGGAAUGGAUGGAUCAUGCCGUCCAAGCUCUAGAAGAGUGGGUAAUCCCAGAGAAGAGUAAGAAGCAGAGGAUUAUGGAAAGCCUCAGAGGGCCAGCCUUAGAGGCCAUAUGCAACCUCAAGCAUAAUAAAGAAAAUUGCACUGCUCAAGAUUAUCUAGAUGUUCUACAGAAUGUGUUCGGGAGGACUGAAGACAUUAGUGAGCUCCGUUGCCAGUUGGAGCAUUGUUUCCAAAGGAAGGGGGAAAAGCUGUCUGAGUUUGUUAGCCGCCUGGAUAAGAUCCUGCACCGGAUGCUGGUGAAGAAAGGACUAGAUUCAAAACAAAUGGAUAAAACACACUUUCAACAAGUGAUAAGGGGAGCCCAACCAAUGGACCCCAUCGUCUUUAAGUUACAAACUCAGAAAGGAGAUGGGGUGUUGAAGUAUCCCGACCUAGUCCGGAUCAUCUGA
This is a messenger RNA of Rana temporaria (common frog), 996 nucleotides long. Its product is annotated as paraneoplastic antigen Ma2 homolog. The transcript has a single exon. NCBI's taxonomy places the organism in Eukaryota, Metazoa, Chordata, Amphibia, Anura, Ranidae. The record is from RefSeq and is a predicted model, not a curated record. Bases 1 to 996 code for a protein of 331 amino acids.